UAGCGGUGCAGUUGGAUAUAUUUUUUGGCGAAGGCUGCGUUUAUGGACGAAGAGAUUAACUGAUAUGACCUCGAGUCAUAAAGCCGUGUUUAAUGUCUGAAGUGUUCGGGUUAGAGAUGAAUCGGAGGAGUUUAUAAAAAGUCAGAUGUCAGGCCCUCGUGCAGCACGCAGGCGUUUCUGCGCUCGUGACGUUUGAAGGUGCAAUACUGAGGCGGAGAGACAUGUUUUAUACGAGUAAGCGACGGGGUGAGGAUGGAAUCGGCGCCAUCAUCGACUUCCUGCUCACCAACGCCCGAUUGGUGCUCGGAGUGGGCGGAGUCGCCGUCCUGGGCAUCGCUACGUUAGCUGUGAAAAAGCUAAUCGAGCGCGCCGGACGACCUCCUGACGACACAAACCCUGAUAAAAAGGUGUCGGACAGCUGGGAGGAGCUUAACCUGGUCAGCUCCUCCCCCAAAGUGUUUCAGAGAGGUAUUGAGGGUGUGGUCAUAAACCAGAUCACUGGAGCCACCAAAAAAGCAGACUUGUCCGAACCUGCGCCUCAGGUCCGACCCCAGACUCGGCAGAAAGGAUCGGACCCGGCUCAGCCUCUCAGACGUCUGGAUCUGUGCGUGCAGACGUUCUCGGACAGACUGGAGCAGUAUUACUGCACGCGCGUGUGCCUGUCCACGGGCGAAGUGUCACGGGCUCAGCAGAGGGCGCUGGACAUCGCCAUGGAGAUCCAGGGCUUCCUGCGCUCCAAACACCCCGACAUGCCCCUGGGGGAGAUGACCUUAGCGGGCUCGCUGCUCGACGACCUGCAGGUGGUGAGGGCUGAUCACGCCUGCCUGCUCGUACCGCUACAGCUGGACCCUGGCCUGUGGACGCCGAUCGCCGGAGAGGACACGUUCCUCGGCCAUCCUCAGUACUGCAUGGUGCGCCGCAGUAACUUGGAGUAUUUCCCGCGGGGGCGGAGCUACUGGGACCGACACCUCCUAGGCGGCUACCUUUCGUCUCAGCUGGUUGCUGAGCAACUACGCAAAUCCAUAACCGAAACCAUGAACUGGCCGCGUCUGAGCGGGAGCCUGGAGUGCGAGGUGCGGCCGGUGCUCGGGUCUCCGGCGUUGAAGCUUGAGAUCAGAUCUCCGAGCGGAAAUUUUGAGGAAGAGCAGCUGUUUGUUAGCAUCCUGCCGAUGGUGCGCUCGGGCGACAUGACGCUCACGGCGCAGUCCGAGAUCACCGGGUCGUUCGACUACGUCUGGUACCGGAGCCUGUACACGAACGAGACGGCACGGCUAGCCGGACUCGACGAGGACGCGGGCGUCAGGAGGAAGUGUCUGAAGACGCUGAAGGCCGUUUGUCGGAACUGCCCCGCCCUGCACAAGCUAAGUGGCGCGCAGCUCAGCAACGUCAUCCUGCACAUGAGCGAGAAAGAGCGCGACUGGUCGGAGGCGGCAUACGCCGACAGGUUCCAGGACGCCGUCGCUGAGCUGAUCGGGUUCCUGGAGACGGGCUUCCUGCCCAGUUACUUUAAACCCGGCGUGAACCUGCUGCAGGGCUUCACCGAGGACGACAUCGAUGAGAUGGGCUUCAUGCUGUACUGCGCCGUGAGCGAGCCAGAGAUCCUGCUCAUAUAACUGCUGCUAAUCAACACACACACAAAUCUAUAUACACAGUUAAUAUACACACACACACACACACACUUAUCUGUAGGUUGUGUUUCCGAGUAUUAGGUUUGCUUUAAACUCUUUAAAGAAACCGCAGUGAAAACAUUAACGGAUUCCAGCUUCUCGUUCUGUAAAGAACACUAAAGAUCCGGCGGUCAUGAUGUCAUCAUCAUUAUCGUCAGGAUUGACAUGGACAUUACAUCAUCAAGCGCUCUGACUACAAUCUGACACUUAAUUUAUUAUCCGCUGCACUUUAUCUAACAAACUGUGUCAGUUCCACCUCUCUCUUCCUCUCUCUCUUACACACACACACACACACACACACACACACACACACAAACCCAGAGUGUUUGAGUCAUGCAGGGUUUUAAUAAAGAGGUCAAGUUAGUCGUGCAGGGAGUGUACGCUUUAAUAUUUUAUUAUUAUUGUUAUUAUUAUUAUUAUUAGUAUUAUUGUACACUGGAUGGAACGGAGACUCACUUUUAGUAAACGUCUGAGCAGAACUCUCGAGUUUUAUUAUCUUUGUGCAAAUGCAAUAAAAUGAUCUCGGAGUAACGAGGCUCGUUCUGAUGUUUUAGGUUUUCUUGACUCCCUGCCCUGGGUGUGUCUCAUGAGGUUUGAACAUUUGUGUCUUCUUCCUGAACAGUUAACGCUCGUAAUAAUGGAAGUCGUCUUUUAAGCCAAUAAAAAUUAUUUUUGAAAAA
Clarias gariepinus (North African catfish) is the source of this 2347-nucleotide messenger RNA. It is a transcript of the gene mief2, whose product is annotated as mitochondrial elongation factor 2. The record is from RefSeq and is a predicted model, not a curated record. Gene Ontology annotation, biological process: positive regulation of mitochondrial fission; mitochondrion organization. Lineage: Eukaryota; Metazoa; Chordata; Actinopteri; Siluriformes; Clariidae. The transcript has 6 exons. Gene Ontology annotation, cellular component: mitochondrial outer membrane. The coding region runs from base 222 to 1613 and encodes 463 amino acids.